Molecule: messenger RNA, 769 nt
Organism: Heterobasidion irregulare TC 32-1
Lineage: Eukaryota; Fungi; Basidiomycota; Agaricomycetes; Russulales; Bondarzewiaceae
Exons: 4
Coding region: 243-746 (167 amino acids)
Source: RefSeq, a predicted model, not a curated record
GAUGGACCAUAUCUCUCUAAUAAGCUGACGGAGAAUGGACACUUGUACCAAAUGGCACAAGGUAUGCAGAGGCAGAUGUUUGGUAAGAUUAUAAUGUCUCCAUGCCUCCAUUGGCACUCAUGCGUCGCCAUAGACGAAAGCAGGCCUCGAGGGAUGUCUUCGGCGACGAUAUCAGGUACGUCACUUGAGCAGAAGCCAACGGGAUGCUUGAGCAGAUGGACUUUGCAUUAGUAUCCUUCGAAAUGCCCGACCAGAGUAAUAUCGUCCCUGACUCCACUAAAUCUUAUCCUUCUAGGCGUGCCGAUAUAGCCGUUCACAGCAUACAUGAUGGUCCUCGGCGUCCAGCAUCAGACGACGCCAUGCCGCCCAAGUUUGUUAGAAUGGAACGAGUCCAGGAGGCCGGUCUCUGCGCAGGCAACAAACACCUACCCGACUGUAAGGAUAUCCCUACAAUCAAAGGUGACUCCGUCGGUGUAGUAGCUUCGCAGAAAGGGUGUUCCCACUCGAAACCUGUCACAGCCACCAAGGGAAAAGAUCGAAAUACGGCUUUGAAGACGCAGAAGAAACCAUCAAAAAAUGCACGGGUGCCGUGCCCCAAGGAGGGAUGCAACACGACCUUCGUGUCAAACUCAGAAAGGAACCGCCACGUCAGAACGAGCAGAGAUCACGUUUCGCAGGGCGCAUUCAAAUGUGAUUUUUGUGGUGAUCUUUUGUCGCGCAACGACAGAUCGCGUUGCCCUCCAUGACACAAUUGAUCAUCGCCUAAAGA